GCCACCAACAAACACACACAAACAGAGACACCUGUACACACACACAGACAUGUACAUACACACACACACACAGAAACAUGUACACACACGCACGGAGACACAUGUACACACACACACACACAUACAGACACAUGUAUACACACACAAGCACGUACAGACACGCAGACACAUGUACAUACAUACACAGACACAUGUACAUACAUACACAGACACAUGUACACACAGACACAUGUACGUACAUACUGUACAUACACACAAAAACACACACAUGUACAUGCACACACACAAAGACACAUGUAUACACACACACACACACACACACACACACACACGUACACACAUACACAAACACACACACACACACACAUGUACACGUACAAACAAAUACACACACACCCCAUAAAAAGUUGCAGUACUUCGUUGUUCACUCACAGAUCCGGGUACUGCACUCUAGGGGGAGGCAGAGAGCACAGCACACACUCCUUCCUUUGCUUUCACUGCGCUCAGCUAUCGAGCAGUCUGACAGCUCCCAGUGCCAAUGACAGAUCUGGCCUGAGCUCCGAGCCUGUUCAGCAAUAAGGCCCUAGGGGACACACUCACCCCACCAUUAUUUCCACUCACCAUUGGCAAGCAGGCGAGUAGAAAUUUCAAGC
Staurois parvus is the source of this 653-nucleotide messenger RNA. Lineage: Eukaryota; Metazoa; Chordata; Amphibia; Anura; Ranidae. The record is from the annotation of a GenBank genome assembly.